This is a messenger RNA of Mugil cephalus (flathead mullet), 6370 nucleotides long. It is a transcript of the gene ltk, whose product is annotated as leukocyte receptor tyrosine kinase. Gene Ontology annotation, cellular component: membrane; signaling receptor complex. The record is from RefSeq and is a predicted model, not a curated record. The coding region runs from base 208 to 4770 and encodes 1520 amino acids. NCBI's taxonomy places the organism in Eukaryota, Metazoa, Chordata, Actinopteri, Mugiliformes, Mugilidae. Gene Ontology annotation, biological process: protein phosphorylation; positive regulation of kinase activity; multicellular organism development. Gene Ontology annotation, molecular function: ATP binding; protein binding; transmembrane receptor protein tyrosine kinase activity. The transcript has 29 exons.
GCAGCAUCAGCAUCACCGGAAUGAGUAACAGUGCGCAACUUGGAGAAAUGACUACACUGUCCAGAGGAGCGCAUGUGUGCGUGCGUUGAGUGUGCGGUUUGCGACGGUCCCUUCAGCGUAUUCAUGAGGGCGUAAAGGUGCCAAAGAGAGACAUAAGAAAACAAAAAGCCAACACGGAUCUCUGUGGAUGUGGAAGAGAAGGGAGCCAUGGAUUAUACGAGAAAACACAUUUAUCUCUCCAUCGUCAUUUGGAUAAUGAACUGUACCUGCCGUGCUGUUUCCACUAGAUUUAUGGAGGACAGCGUACCCAAGCUGUUGAGCUCUCCUGGCCUAGAAGACGACAGCCCAACUACCUCCUGUGAUUUUGAGUCGCUGUGCACGUGGACUUUAUCAGAUAACACCACCCAAAAUGCGUGGACAGUGGUGUCACCACAGCAGUCAGAAAGCACAAAGGCAGGGGCGCUGCCUGCGACCGACCACUCAGCAGGGAGCUCUGAUGGGCACUUCCUUCUCCUAAGCCCCUCACCUGCUGCUGAGGCAUCUGGGAGAUGUGAGUACCACUUAACCAGUCCGGUCUUGCUAGGCAGCAACAGGCAGUGCAUGUUGCAGCUGGCUCUGUAUGAGGCCGGUCCGGCGACGGGAAACCUGAUGCUCCUGGUCCAGCCAGUUCUGUCGACUUCGGCCGUUCACUCAGAGGUUCUCAACAGCCGGAGAGGAGACGACCGCAGGGCUGAGUGGGAGGUUCUUGAGGCUGCAAUUGGUCAGGUGGACGAGGCCUUUCAGGUGACCCUGGUCUACACAUCCUGUGUGGGAGAAAAUGGAGCCACUGUGGCCCUGGACUCCCUGAAGUUCAUAGACUGUGAAUCAGAGCAUCAGCUGGAUUCCCCGUGUGAGGAGUCAUUCCACUGUGCGCACUCAGGAGGCUGCAUCGACCAGAGCCAAGUGUGUAAUGUCCAUGCGGACUGCGCUUACGGAGAGGACGAGGGCUUAACCUGUGAUACUCUUCCCUUUGGCUCGUACUGUCUGUUUGAAGGGGAUUCAUGUGGUUGGUCCGUGUCCAGUCAGCACUCGGGCUGGAGGAGGGUGGCUGGAGAUGAGCUUCUGAAGAACGAAGGCAUGCAUGGUGUCACUCUACAGCACACGCCAGGGCACUUCUUGUAUCUGCAGGUAAGGGAGAGUAAUUCCGUUCAGCGGGCUUCUGUUUUGAGCCCUUCUUUCCCACGUCCAGUCUCCACUGCCGCUUGCCAGAUGCACUUCUCUCUGUACCUGCAUGGGGACUUUAAUGGCUCAUUGCUGGUGGCUAUAGAAGAAAAUGCGACCAACUCUGCACCGCUGGUCUGGGAGAGAAAUGGUCAGUGGACGGACGACUGGGAAUCUGUUGCCCUGCAGCUGACCAGCCUUCAUCAUGGGUUCCACGUCAAAGUGACGGCUGUGUGGGAACGAGGCUCCAGCGCUGAUGUGGCUCUCGACGACAUCGCCAUUGGCGCCGCCUGCUUCAACACGGAUCUCAACUCCCUCCUGUCCACGGUCGACUUUGAGGAUUACCAAAUCACCCUUCCAGAGCCAUCUGCAUCAGAUGUUUCUCUGGUGACAUGGUGGUUUAACUCAUGCGGUGCCAGCGGACCCCACGGCCCGACCCAAGCCCAGUGUGACAGCACCUACAGGAACAAAAAUGUCAGUGUCAUUGUGGGGAAGGAGGGGCCUCUGAAAGGAGUCCAAAUGUGGAAGGUGCCUGCUACUAACAGAUACUUGAUCUCUGCUUACGGUGCCGCGGGAGGAAAAGGAGCCAAAAACCACAACAAACGCAACCACGGCGUAUUCGUAUCGGCCAUAUUUCCUCUGGAGAAAGGAGAAAUACUUUACAUCUUGGUGGGCCACCAGGGAGAGGAUGCGUGCCCGGGGAGAAAUCCCCACACCCAGAAGAUUUGCCUCGGAGAGUCAUCCGUGAUUGAGAGCAACCUCAGGGUGGAGGGUGGUGCAGAGUGGGCCGGGGGAGGAGGCGGAGGAGGGGGAGCGACUUACAUCUUUAAGAUGGAGGGUGGCGAGCUGGUUCCUUUGCUGAUUGCAGCUGGUGGAGGAGGGAAUGCCUACCUGGAGGACCCGGAGUCCAGCCUGAACCAGAUCCCACUGGAGCAGUAUGAAAACAGCACCACAGCUCCCAGUACCAACGGUCAAACUGGCGCGGCAGGCGGAGGUGGCGGCUGGAGAGACAGUCCAAGUCCUCACCUGAGGGCCGGCAAGUCUCUGGUGGAAGGUGCAGAGGGUGGGUUUUCAUGUCCCCUGGCCCUGUCUAAGCUCAACUGGUCGACCUUCGGUGGAUUUGGAGGCGGUGGUGGAGCUUGCACAGCUGGAGGCGGCGGAGGAGGAUACAAAGGAGGUGACGCCGCGCCGAUGGAUGAGAUCACAGCUGACGGUCAGAAUGGAAUUUCAUUCAUCCAUCCGAUGGGAGAGAUUUUCCUGCAGCCUCUGGCCGCCAUGGAGAGUCACGGUGAGUGUGACAUCAAGGUGCAGCUGAACUGCAGCCACUGUCAGACACAGAGCUGCAAGCGAGAAGAAGACACCCAUCUUAUCCUCUGUCUCUGCCACGACGACGAAGUCCUGGCCAGUGAUAACGUUACAUGUAUCGGUACUGUAGCAGCUCAUCAGGGCCUGGCUCCACAGGGCCAGAUGUCGACAACACUGAUCCUGGCCGUCGUCGUCUCGACCGUCGCGAGCGGCAUCGCGCUGGUCUGCGCCGGCGUCAUCCUCAUGUGGUACCGCAGAAAGAACGACCUGCACGCGGUGAGGGGGCGCCUGCAGAGUCCGGAGUACAAGCUGAGCAAGAUCCGCUCCUCCACCAUCAUGACGGACUACAACCCAAACUACUGCUUCGCCGGCAAGGCCGCCUCUCUCAGCGAGCUGAAGGAAGUGCCACGCAAGAACAUUACGCUUCUCAGGGCUCUUGGCCAUGGUGCAUUUGGUGAAGUGUAUGAAGGGCAAAUUCUGGGGAUGAGUGGUGACGGCAGUCCUAUGCAAGUGGCUAUUAAGACUCUUCCAGAAAUCUGCUCCGAACAAGACGAAAUGGAUUUCCUGAUGGAGGCUCUGAUUAUGAGCAAAUUCAGCCAUGAAAACAUUGUGCGGUGCAUCGGAGUCAGUCUGAACAUCCUGCCGCGCUUCAUCCUGCUGGAGCUGAUGACCGGAGGAGACAUGAAGAGCUUUCUGAGACAGAACAGACCACGAGCUGGUCAGACCUCUACGCUUACCAUGUGGGAGCUGCUGCGGAUGGCCAGAGACAUCGCCUGCGGCUGUCGCUACCUGGAGGAGAACCAUUUCAUACACAGAGACAUCGCUGCUAGAAACUGCCUGCUCACGUGCCCCGGACCCGACAGAGUGGCUAAGAUCGGGGACUUUGGCAUGGCGCGGGACAUUUACAGAGCCAGCUAUUACAGGAAAGGUGGUCGUGCCAUGCUGCCGGUCAAAUGGAUGCCACCGGAGGCCUUCAUGGAGGGAAUCUUCACCUGCAAGACCGAUACAUGGUCAUUUGGGGUGCUGCUCUGGGAGAUCCUCUCUCUGGGCUACAUGCCGUAUCCUUGUAAGACCAACCAGGAGGUGCUGGAGUUUGUCACCAGCGGAGGCAGGAUGGACCCUCCCAAAGGCUGCCCGGGGCCAGUCUAUCGGAUCAUGACCCAGUGUUGGCAGCACUGUCCUGAGCACCGGCCCAACUUCUCAACGAUUCUGGAGAGAAUUAACUACUGUACUCAGGAUCCAGAUGUGAUCAACACGCCCCUACCCGUGGAGUAUAGCCCCAACACAGAGGACUAUGGAGGGACAGUAAUCCGUCCCACCGAUCCCACCUCCGCUGGCCUCGCUCCACUCCUGGUUACACAUCCUGUUUCCCAGGAUUCUCCCUCCCAGCUUGGUCUGUCCUCCAUGGGUCUGGGCGCCGCUCCUCUUCCCCCGCAGCCCACCAAACCCCGCCUGCUCCUGCAGAGGACCCAGCCCGUCCACCAUGAAGUGACAUCGUGCCGCGAGGUGCUGGAGCCGUCCUGGGCAGAGCCCGUUCCCGCACCCGGUUUGACGGCAGGAGGUAACUGGCUCCACCCCGAGCUCCCUCAUCACCGACCGUGCUCCAGAAACAGCUCCUCCUCCGGGAGCCAGAGGCUGAAGAACAAGACCAAGAACCUAUGGAACCCGACGUACGGCUCCUGGGUCCUGGACAACUUCAGGGGGAAGAAAACCCUGGCUCACACUCAGUCCAUGCCGCUCUCGGGCUCCACUUCCAACUCGCAGAGCUGCAGCCCAACGCCGGAGAACAAAGAGGCUGGGUGUGACAGCACCAGCAGCAGCUACCUCAGCCCUUCCACUUCAUCAACUCCAUCUCCGUCCUGCCAGGCUCAAGCCGCCCCGAGCGUGUCCUCCCAUAAGACCCCAGCAAGUGGCAGCUCAAAGGCUGGAAUGGAUCUGGCCAAGCUCCAGAGUUUCCCUUGUGGCAAUGUCAACUACGCCUAUGAUGAGCAGAGCUACGAGGCGGAGAGCCUGCCCUUGGUUAUGCCCAAAGCUCCAGAAGCCGUAACAAACACCAGCUCCCCCCUCAGUGUCUCCUCAGGGAGUAGCCUGGGACUGGCAUUAGGCCUCCAUACCUCCUCGUCUUGUAUGCCCAAACUGCUCCUGAAGCGCCACGCGAGCUACGGACACGAGGACGUGAGAAGACACACCAAAGCUGAGAAACCCACGCGCGACAGAGACUCUGGCUUUUCUCUGUCUGAAGACCUCAGUGUCACCCCUAUCUAAGACACCUGCAGACCCUUAUCUCACAAACUGGGAGAUUUCUUUAACCAAAAGUGUGAGGGCUCCUCUAUGUUCACACAGCCACUAAAUUUAAUUAUUGCAGCUCCUGGUAUGCUGGAAAACACACUCACACUCACACACCCACACAUACACACACACUCCUCUGCACUGUGAUAUAGACAGCCAACGCUGGACUCAGAGUCCUAGUAGCCGAACACUGACACUGCUAAAAAUACUGGGCGACCUGUGGCCCUGCUCUUUUCUCAGUACCCUCACUAUCGGUGAUGGCUGUCACAAAUAACUGCUGUAGUUGGACUCCUUCUUUUUUUUUCUUUUUUUUUUUACCUACUUUUGUUGUCGUUUUUGCUGUAUGUUUAAAUGAAAGCUUUGGCAGUAGUAUAUUUGUAAAAACGCAGUGCUCAGUAUGACCGUAAAAGGCCAAAAAUAUUGAUAUAUUGGGAAGAGAAUCACCUGGAAGUUAACGUAAUUGCAGCUUUUUGAUGUUGAUGCAGGUGUUUCAUUUAUACUUAUAUCCACACUUAAGGACUUAACUUGUAGUUCUCUGUGGUAAUCUAAUGUGAUCCCGUUUUGCUUUCACCCCACGUAAUGUGAAAACCUCCCACACUACUGCAAUAACUGGCUGCUGGCAGUAGCUCCACGAUAUCAAUCUCAGCAAGAAUCCAAAAACAGAUAUUUGCCGAUAACGAUGAGCCGUCCCGUUAAGAUGCUGACUUUACUGGAUAAAAGGAGGUUGUGAUGAUAACAUUUUUUCCAAACUGCAUCAACUUUUUUUUAUUAUUAUUAUUAUUAUUUCUCUUCCUCCAUGUAUCAAUAUUCACUUGGCCGGUCUUAAUAAUGUCUCAACGUAUAUAGAGUUUGAAGAUAAUCUUUGCCGCUUGGAAGAUAUUUGCUAUUUUUGUAAUCACUUCCUUACACUGGACUAACUCAUUGCAUUCGUUGCUGUUUUGGUGAGAUUUUGUAUUCGUUUAUGUUACUCAUGAAUCUGCACUUGUAGUCGAUCACUGCCAUUAGACACUGCUGCACCGCGUCCACCGGAUGCAAUGCUCGCAGUACCUGUGUUUACUCAGCAGGGGGAGGUGUUCAGCUUUGGAACGCCAAACAAGCUGCUGCAGGUAUCUCAGUCAAAUAUUUAAAAUCUAUUUAUGUUUUUUUUUUUUUGGUUACUCUUAUUUAAUCAGUUUAGUAGUGGUAGCUAAUGUCGAUAGUAUAUUUUUUAAUAUCUUGAAUGAUUACCUUUAUCUGAGUGCUUUAAGCUUACUGUAUGUUCAGGCUUGCUAAUAUUAGUGUCUUUAUCUUAGUUGCUCGAAUUAUAUCUUUGAGAAAAGGUGACUUACCAAAAGGCUCACAUAGUUUUCUAAAGAUCUGUCCCACUUAGAAAUAUUGUGGAAUAUUUUUUACAGAGGAGAAACGUAUUCUCGGUGUAUAUUCCUUAAGUCUUGUUGCGGUUUAUUUCACACUCACUUAAAAUUGUUUUGUAGCUGAGGAUUCCUCCCACAGAAGUGCAAAGACAUUCUAUGCAAUAUACUGUCUUUCACUCGUUCAUCUAACCUAACUGUGCCCGAAAUAAAUCCACAUAUAGUGA